Molecule: messenger RNA, 723 nt
Organism: Brassica napus (rape)
Lineage: Eukaryota; Viridiplantae; Streptophyta; Magnoliopsida; Brassicales; Brassicaceae
Exons: 2
Coding region: 1-723 (240 amino acids)
Source: RefSeq, a predicted model, not a curated record
AUGUCCGACUUCAGACCUAUAGCAUGUUGCAACGUUAUCUACAACGUUGUGUCAAAGUUAGUAGCUCGAAGGUUGACGGCUACGUUGCCGGAAGCCAUAGAACUCAAUCAGUGUGCUUUUGUUGAGGGGAGACUGCUCCUGGAAAAUGUUCUAUUGGCUACUGAACUAGUCAAAGACUAUCAGAAGGGGUCUGUCACAUCUCGUUCUGCCAUCAAGUUGGAUAUCUCUAAAGAUUUUGAUACUGUAAGCUGGUCUUUCAUUGAGGAUACCCUGCGAGCAAUGAACUACCCGGAUCUCUUCGUCACAUGGAUAAUGAGGUGCAUAGAUACUGCUGCUUUCUCCGUGUCUGUCAAUGGGGAACUUGAGGGAUUUUUUAUGAGCUAUCACCCACACUGCAAAGAGUUAAGUCUCUCACACCUGAGUUUUGCCGACGACAUAGUGGUAUUCACAGACGGUUUGCCAGCUUCACUUCGGGGCACUUUGUCUAUAUUUGAUCAGUUUGCAAGAAUGUCUCGGCUUCAUAUAAAUGUUGCGAAAUCGACUACCCUCGCUGCGGGUAGGGAGAAACAAGCCCUGGAGAAUGAAGCAGUGACUGCGGGUCUGUCCAUCUCUGCUUUGCCUAUUAGAUACCUUGGCCUUCCUCUCACUACGAAGCAAAUGACCAAGCAAGACUAUGAGCCUCUUCUCACCAAAAUUCGUAAUCUCUCUCUCCUGGACCAGUAA